AAAGUGACCUGAAGCAGCUUUAUUUUGGCCUGUCUGUUGGGGCCUUCUAUUUCAAUUUUCUCAUUAUCUAGGGUGAACUCUUGUAGAUCUUCUGUUUUGUUUUGAUGUUCAACCUUAAGCCUGUCUUGCCACUUUCCUCAUUGACCUUCUUCAGUAAUUGUUACAGGGCUUUGUGGGUUUCACCUAUUGUAUCACAAAUCUUAGAUUUGCCUCUGAGUCUAAGCCUCCUCUGGGCACAAUGUUUUCUGCAUAUAGGGGCUAGUUUAAGAAACACUAAAUACUGUAUCAUCCCAUCCCUGAUCAGUAGCACCUGGCUAUGAAUACUGGAGACCAGGGCUCGAUUCCCAGUUUGACCAUGAAGCCCACUGGGUGACCUUAGGCAAGUCAUGCUCUCUCAGCCUCAGAGGAUGGCAAUGGCAAACCCCAAGAAACCCCAUGGUUGUCGUAAGUCGGAAACUAAGGCAGCCGACACAUAAAUGAAGAUACAUAUCCAGGAUCAGAUGUCAUAACUCCAAAGGAGGACAAGGCACUGCAAAAUGUAGGAUGUUCAAGAAAAGAUGUAGGACAUUACAAAACAAAAACUAAACACAUUAAUAUAAAUAGAAAUUCAGGCUUCAGUGUGACUUUAGGUUACAGUUGACCAUGGAGUUGCACUGGAGGACCUAGAUAUGCCUAGAGAGAACAUAUUAAUAAAUAAGUCAAAGCUGCAAAUGUGAGGGAAGAGUGUAUUGUGUAGUGAUUUGUGGUGACUUGACACCUCCUCAUUAAGAUUACAGUGGAAGGAAAAUGGCGCCAGGAGGCGGGGGCAUGAGGGUUGCGGAACUACAAGGCCCAGGGUGCCCCGCGAGGCGCUCCGUCCUGCGCUGCAAAAUGAGCCUUUGUAGCUCCUCGAGCCUUCCUCGCCUUCCCCUUAGAAACCCCGCCAACGUCCGGCGCUUAACGGCUGAGGCGGCGGGAGAAGUCUGCUGAGGAGGAGGAGAUAACAGAACAAGCAGUGACAUAUUUCCAGUCUCCGGAUUUUUCCUUACUGCUUUGCAAUGAUCAGAUGCUUGCCUGAAGAAGUACAAGCCUGUUUCCGGUCUGGAGUGGCCAUCAACUCAUUGGGGCAAUGUGCUGAGGAACUUGUUCUUAACAGCAUAGAUGCUAAAGCUACUUGUGUGGCUGUUAGAGUUGAUCUGGAAACAUUGAAGAUCCAGGUGGUGGAUAAUGGCUGUGGUAUGGGAAAAGAAGAUCUCAGCAAAGUUGGGAAUAGGUAUUUUACUAGUAAGUGCUGCUCAGUAGAAGACCUAGAGAAUCUACGUUUUUAUGGUUUCCGUGGAGAAGCCUUGGCAAGCAUUGCAAACAUGGCUAGCAUCCUGGAAAUAUCAUCCAAGACAAAUAAAAUAGCAAAAAGCUUCCUGAAAAUGUUUCACAAUGGGAAAGGACUGGAGGUUUGUGAGACGGAAUUGAAUAGACCAAGUGCUGGAACAACAGUGGCCGUGUACAACUUAUUCUGUCACUUACCUGUGCGGAGAAAGUGCAUGGACUCCAUACUGGAACUGGAGAGAGUGAGGCAUAAAAUAGAAGCCAUUUCACUUAUUCAUCCUUUUGUCUCCUUUUCUUUAAGAAAUGAUACCUCCUGCUCAAUGAUGCUUCAGCUGUCCAAGACAAAAGAUAUGUGCUCACGGUUUUCUCAGAUUUAUGGUCUAAGCAAAUCACAGAAAUUACGAGAAAUAAAUUAUAAGUCUGGAGGAUUUGAAAUCAGUGGUUUUGUCAGUACUGAAGGACAUUACAAUAAAAAUAUUCAGUUUUUAUAUGUAAAUAAUAGACUGGUAUUAAAAACAAGAUUGCAUAAACUUAUUGAUUUUUUACUAAGAAAACAAAGUGUUAUAUCUAAGGCAAAAAGUGGAUCGCUGACUUCAAGUCCCGCUCGUCAUCGCUCUGGCUCAGAGCUCUAUGGAGUCUUUGUUAUCAAUGUGAAGUGUCAAUAUGAUGAGUAUGAUGUGUGUUUGGAACCUGCAAAAACUCUCAUAGAGUUUCGCAAUUGGGCUGCUCUCCUGACUUGCAUUGAAGAAGGAAUAAAAGCAUUCUUAAAGCGAGAACAUCUAUAUAUUGAGCUGUGUGGUGAAGACAUUAAAGAGUUUAAUGAAAACAAUGGCUUUUGUUUGGAUAAUGCUGUAGCUUUACAGACUUCUAUCCCAGAGGAGACAGGCAGGCAGGAGAGUUUUAAGAGAGCCUGUGAUAAUAUUGUGGAUUCUUAUGAAAUGUUUAAUCUGCAAUCAAAGUCUGUCAAAAGGAAAAUAAUUCUUGCAAAGACUGCAUCGGAUCACACAGAACCUAUUAACAAUGUGGAGAGAGUAGGUAUUUGCCCAGAUUUAACUGGCACCAAUGAAGCUGUUCUUGAACUUGAAAACAGUAAAGCAGACAAUCUUUUGAGCAAUAAAAAUGGCACUACUCCAAAUCUCCCUGAAUUGAAUAACCUACAGGAAACGUCAUGUAUAUUGGUUAACCCACAGACUGAAGUAACUAGUUCCAAGUUGCCCCAAGAAUGUGAUGGGCAGGACAGAUCAGUUGCGUUAGAAAUAGACAACCAUGCCAGUACUUCCCUUUGCACUGAGAAAUCUGAUAAAGAUAUAAGUAAUCAACAAGAUGAGGCAUUUCGGGAAAGUGGGCUGAACUCUGUCACAGCAGAACAUGCAGGAAUGGUGGAAGAUGCUAAUGAGUUUAAGUAUGAAUUUGUUUUGGGAUGUGACUUGCAGGGAAAAUAUAAGACAGUGAAAGAGGACAAGGAACUUUCUACAGGAUCAGAUACUAAUGGAGCAGAGGUAAUGGGAUGGGGACCAAUGAGGCUCUGUUCCACAGGCCUUAUAACACAUUUGGUGCAAAAUCAGCAGCAACCACAUAGCGCAAGAGAAAGAAAUGGUCCUUUAAGCAGGCAGUCUAAAUUAGGCCCAGUAAGUGCCAGGGAUGUAUUUGAAAAUAGACAGGGAUUUUUAGGACAGGUUCUAAAUAGUCAAGAAUAUUUAAAGAUAACAAACAAAAGAAAUCCUACAGAAAGUACAGACGAGUGCAUAGAAAUGGGAAAUCUGUCAAAUCAAAAGAAUAAGGUAGGUUCAGUUCAUGUAAAUGAUAAUGUGGGUUUGGGGGCACCAUAUAUAAAAAAAAAUAGUUCUGUGGGUUCUUCAGGUUCAGUUCCUCUUCUAGACAGUGCAACUAAAUGUAGACAAAUGGCUGAACUUUCACUUAAGCCUACAUCUGGUGGCUUUACAAAAUUAAGCUUACAUCGAAAGCUGGGCUCAUUGGAUAGAUUUAAGAGACAUUAUGGAAAUAUAAAAAGUACAUCAUCAAUAGCUGAUAUGGAAAAGAGGGCUGAAGAUGAGAUUCCAGUCUGUGGUAGGUUUCUCAAUGAUGUGAAUACAGAUAUUCAAAGGUGCAUCAUUUGUGAAACUCCUAACAAGGACAGUGUGUCUAAUAAUAGGGCCAGUGAUUGCCUGGUUUCUUUUAAAAAGUCUCAACAUUCCAUGGGGGAAAAAUUAUUAAAUGGAAAAGCUUUUAAUGUAAGUCCUGUAACACCGGAAGAUUCCUUGCAAAUCAGAAAGAAAAAUGUUUCUGACACUGAGAUAACAGGAACACUUGCUUCUAAAUUAUCUCAAAUGAAGAAAAGCCUUCAAGGAGUUUCAAGUACAGAAUCCACAGGGCCAUCUUCAGAACAAUCCCAAGCAUGGUCAAGACAAAAUGAUGAGAACAUAUGGAAACUGUCAUCUCAAAAUAAUGUUUUGCAAAGUACCUGUCAAAUUCCUCAAUUUUCCCAAAGAGAAGAAUGGACAGAGAGUUGCUCUUUUGCCUCAACGUCUAAUGAACAGGUUAAUGAUAUGGGAAGCUCAAGCAGAAGAUCAGAGGAUGUUGAAGAUACUGUAAGACAUAGUUUUAUUGGCACUGAUGGAGAAUAUACAGUCUCGCAAAAUAAAACUUUAACUUUGUCUGAUAGAGAGGUGGAUUCUGAUGGUUCCUGUGAAGAUGUAGGUAUUAUGAAUGAAUCUACAAAGCAAGCUGUGAAAGUUUAUGAAUCUCAAAGCAUGAUUGUGUCCAGUAAUUUGGAAGAUGCCACAGAUGAUUCAAAUGCAGUAGAUAAUGAGAAACCACAGUUGCAUUCAUUUGAGUGGUUGCACCAGUUUGAUGCAUCGUUGGGCAAGACAGUGUACAUCAACCCAAUGACUGGACUGAGUACCUAUAAUGCUCCCAGUGGGGACUCUCAGGCUGUAUGUGCUAAAGAUAUAAGCACUAUGGCUGUAAAUGUCAUUGAGAAUGGGUUUCAGUGCCGAUGUCACCCCUUUAGAAGUGAGCUUAUUGUGCCCUUCCUUCCAAGACCUCAGACUGAGAGGAGUUUUGCAAGCCAAGCUUUUAGAGAUACUUCUGGAGAAUCUGUCCAGUCCUUGCUUUCAGAAUGGGACAAUCCUGUGUUUGCUCACUGUCCAGAGUUUGCUGUUAAUGUGAACAGUGGGCAGGCUGAUAAUCUUGCUGUAAAAAUCCAUAACAUCCUGUACCCUUAUCGGUUCACCAAGAAGAUGAUUCAUUCAGUACAGGUCCUUAAUCAAGUGGACAGUAAAUUCAUUGCUUGUUUAAUCAACACUAGAACAGAUGAGAAUGAAGAUGCAGUUAUGAGCGGAAACCUUCUUGUGCUGGUAGAUCAGCAUGCAGCCCAUGAGCGUGUCCGCCUUGAGCAACUAAUCACAGAUUCCUAUGAGAAGCAGUCUGAAACAUUGGGCAGGAAAAAAUUGUUGGCCUCCACUGUAUGUCCCCCAUUGGAGAUUGAGAUUACAGAGGAUCAGCGGAGACUCUUGCGGUGCUGGCACAAAAGUUUGGAAGAUUUAGGCCUUGAAUUAUUCUUUCCAGAGAACCAGCUCUCUCAGAUUCUUGUUGGGAAAGUACCAUUGUGUUUUGUGGAGAGAGAGGCCAAUGAAUUGCGUCGCGGAAGGCAGACAGUAGCUAAGAGCAUUGUGCAGGAAUUCAUUCAAGAGCAAGCUGAGCUACUGCAAACAACAGGAGGGGCACAGGGAACAUUGCCACUGACAAUUCUGAAGGUACUGGCAUCCCAGGCUUGCCAUGGUGCUAUUAAGUUUAAUGACAACUUGACUUUUGAGGACUGCUGCUGUCUUAUGAAAUCUUUGUCUUGUUGUCACUUACCUUUCCAAUGUGCUCAUGGUAGACCUUCAAUGCUGCCUCUUGCAGAUGUAGAUCAUCUCCAGCAGGAAAGCCAGCCUAAACCUAACCUCGCUAAACUAAGAAGAAUGGCUAAAGCCUGGCAACUUUUGGGGAAAGAAAAUGAUCCUUCUGGAAAAUCAUGAACCAGAUCUCUAGUUAUUUGAAUGCUGGUGUCACCAAACUAGUUGAGUUCAUACUAAGCACAUCCAGAUAUCUUCCUUUGGUACACAGGAAGCAAAGCAGCAGGAAGAAAGAAAUAGCAGAGGCCAGUACUUCUCUAACCUUCACUAGAACCAAAAUCUGAGAUCUGUUCUCCUAAAGGAAUGUGGAAGUAUUCACCCUGCACUAAAACUUCGUCUUUGAAAAGCCUUUGAAAAGCUGUUCUUAACACUCUCACCUAUUAAUACUUGAAAGAGGAGUAAGCAGUAACUAUGGAUAAACUGAUCUGACGUAGAUAUAACAGGUUAUCUUAAAUGUUACUUCAUUCAGAUUAUUUGAGUAACAAUCUAGCAUGUUUACAUCAAUAUGUGGUCUGGAUUAUAUUUAAAUGCUGAUUGGUAUGUGGAUAGAGCUGACUGAAUUGCCAUAAAACCCUCAAAAAGUCUUCAAUCUGAAUACUUACUGAAUGCUGCCAUCUUGUAUUAUAUGUUACCUUAGCUUGCCAAAAAAUAUCCUUAAAAGUGACUUGAAACAAAAAUGAGAAGAGGGUUUUUUAUUAUUAUUAUUAUUAAAGAAAACUUCUUAUUUCUAUCUAGUUUGGCUUGAACAGCUAGCCUCUAGGUUUCUUUACUACCACUCACUUCUAUUAACCAAGAAAAAGAAUCAAAGGACUGUGUCCUCAUAAUGAAUUUGCCAUAAGAAUUAAAGCAACACUGUUUUACAAUUAGGCCAUCACUGAAUUAUGGUCUCCAUAGGAUGUUAAUCUGGCACUGUUUACUUAGAACAUUCUCAGGG
Sceloporus undulatus (fence lizard) is the source of this 6135-nucleotide messenger RNA. RefSeq names its product mutL homolog 3 (gene MLH3). Gene Ontology annotation, cellular component: mismatch repair complex. The transcript is spliced from 13 exons. Bases 1038 to 5324 code for a protein of 1428 amino acids. Gene Ontology annotation, biological process: mismatch repair. Lineage: Eukaryota; Metazoa; Chordata; Lepidosauria; Squamata; Phrynosomatidae. The record is from RefSeq and is a predicted model, not a curated record. Gene Ontology annotation, molecular function: mismatched DNA binding; ATP binding; ATP hydrolysis activity.